AUGCCCGAGAAGGAUGUGGUAGUCAUUGGGGCUGGCGUGGCGGGCCUGACGACGGCCCUUCUACUGUCUACGAAACCCGGUUACAAGACUGUGGUCGCCGCGAAGCAUAUGCCCGGCGACUCCGACAUCGAAUACGCGUCGCCCGGGGCUGGCGCAAAUUACAUGCCUGUUUCGAUCCGCAACACAGAAGCUGCCGAAUGGGACAAACACACCUGGGGACCAUUGGAGCAUCUGGCCAAGAACCACCCCGAAGAGGGUGUGCACUUUCAGGGUAAUACAUCUUGCAAAUAA
Molecule: messenger RNA, 291 nt
Organism: Aspergillus aculeatus ATCC 16872
Lineage: Eukaryota; Fungi; Ascomycota; Eurotiomycetes; Eurotiales; Aspergillaceae
Exons: 3
Coding region: 1-291 (96 amino acids)
Molecular function (GO): D-amino-acid oxidase activity; FAD binding
Source: RefSeq, a predicted model, not a curated record